GAACUAACGAGCUAGCGCUAGCUGCGCUAGGAAGCAGCGUAUACGCGCGCAUGUGCAUUUCGAUCACAAAUCUCCUUAUUCGCACGAAGCCUUUCUCCUCGAAAUGUCCCCAAUAAUGUCAAUAUUAUCAAUUAUUAAGGUGCAAUUAACGAUAAACAAGAUAAACCGUAGGUUAUAGCCGGUAUCUUUGCCAGCAUAUAUCAGGAUGGUUGGAUACAAGCCCUCUGGCUCUGCAGAGAUUGACAAGGGACAGCACCGGCAACUGACGAAGGUUGACUACGGAUUUGCAGGAGCAACUAGCGGGGUCUUCACCCGUGCCUGUUUGCAACCUCUCGAUGUGCUAAAAAUUCGAUUUCAGCUUCAAGAGGAGCCAAUGAAAAGAGGUGUUUCCACUGCCAAGUACAAUUCUAUCUUACAAGCUGCUGGUUCUAUUAUCAAAGAAGAAGGGCUACAAUCCUUAUGGAAGGGCCACGUACCUGCCCAAGCCCUCUCUAUAAUUUAUGGUAUUGCACAGUUUGUAACAUUUGAAGGGCUGACGUACGCGGCCUACCCUCAUCUUCCCAAGGAGUUGACAACCGGCGUGUACAAACCAGUCUAUCACUUCGUGUGUGGGGGAGUGUCUGGGUGUGUGGCCACCCUUGUGUCACUCCCUGCGGAUGUUCUCAGGACAAGACUAGUAUCUCAGGGAGAACCAAAAAUUUACAAAUCGAUAUCCCAUGCUUUGCGCUCAAUGUACAUGGAAGCUGGGAUACGGACAUUCUACAAGGGUCUUACUCCAACAAUGAUACUGCUCUUCCCUCAAACGGGAUUUCAGUUUGGUUUCUACGGUCUUUUCACAAGGAUUUGGAAGAAAGCACAGGAUAUGACUGAUUUUCAUCAGCUUGGUGGUUUCCAAUCCCUGCUCUGCGGUGGUCUUGCCGGUGUGUGUGCCAAGUCGGGGGUCUACCCAUUGGACGUCAUCAAGAAGAGGCUGCAGGUUCAAGGGUUCGAAGAGGCCCGUCGGCCCUUCGGUCGGGUCACCCGCUACAGCGGGUUCCUGCAUUGCACCACCACAAUAGCCAAACGGGAAGGGAUGAGGGGGCUCUUCAGAGGGCUCUCACCCAGUCUCCUUAAAGCAUUCUUCAGUGUAGGAUUGAACUUUGCUGCCUAUGAGAAGUGCUGUCAGUGGCUUGCUCGAGCAGACAGGUGACGUGACAUCACAUCCGAUACAGAGAUACAUGCAGGCGUAGAUCCAGCCAGAUUUGACACAAUAGUUUUAAUAGGCCGACUAGUGUACAAAAACAAUAUGGCCCCUGAAACUGAAAUGGUAUUGUGUCAAAUACUGCUGGAGCCGCACCUGUGUACAUGUAGAUCUAUAUAUGCCGAAAAGGUGUGAAAAGUCUUCAUGCAAAUACCAACUCCUUGACUUAGCAUAUUUUUAAAAUCUAUUUAUUUAUAACCUAUUUACUAUGUAGUGUUGAUCACUGCAUAAAAAUGCCUAUACAUGUUGUAUAAGCAUAUGAUUAUAAAUAAUAUUUAUUACGUACAGGUGGGUCUUUGCAUAAAAGCAUGUUAACUCUUUUAUUUCGUAUAUAAAUAAUAUUUUUACAUACUCUGUAUCAGUCAUUGUGCAGGUAUACAAUUUUUAUGCACUUAUUGAUCACAUACACAUACAUGUAUUAUAUAUGCUGUAUCAAUCAGUGCUUUACCAAGCCGGUCUUAUUUGGUACACAUGAUAAACAUGUAGAGUUUUCCUACGCAAUACUUAGAAUUUAUCAUAUGUUGUAUUUGUAGGUGCACUUUAAUCCCGGACUUUCAUGCUUCGUAUUAGACACUUUCACACGCUUCCGUUCGUACCCUCCUCCGUUGUCCCCAUCCUUUUGCGCGAUCAUCAAAUCAUCAUCACAAACGUCCCGUGGCACAACAAACAUCAAAACUUAAAAGAUGAAACCUCACUAAGUAAAUUUAGUUCGAUGAUCUAUAAUUCUAGUCAUUCUGCAGGGUUCCGUUACACACUCAUCGAUCCAAAAAUACACAGAAUCAAUCAAUUAAAGUAUUGAAAGGGAGUCAAAUUCGGAAGGUUGAAAAUUCGUAUGCCUUCGCCUGGUCCCAUCUUGUACACGUUUUUUAUAACAAAAUACUGCCCCUCGUCAAUUUUAAGCCCUUACCAAGUUUGAACAAGAGAUGGCGCUAUUUCACUUCUUGGCAGUAACAGUAUGCAUAAAGGCCACCGCACGCACAUCUUACGACUUUUCGCGAUCUGAUUUUGGAGCAAAUCGCAUUUUGAUCAUUUUUUGAAAAUGUGAAUGGAACAUAUCAUUUUAUUUGAGGUUAAAAUUAA
Messenger RNA from Lytechinus pictus (painted urchin), 2320 nucleotides. RefSeq names its product mitochondrial thiamine pyrophosphate carrier-like. Gene Ontology annotation, biological process: thiamine pyrophosphate transmembrane transport. NCBI's taxonomy places the organism in Eukaryota, Metazoa, Echinodermata, Echinoidea, Temnopleuroida, Toxopneustidae. The transcript is spliced from 5 exons. Gene Ontology annotation, molecular function: thiamine transmembrane transporter activity. Gene Ontology annotation, cellular component: mitochondrial inner membrane. The record is from RefSeq and is a predicted model, not a curated record. The coding region runs from base 206 to 1189 and encodes 327 amino acids.